AUGGCUGCCCUGAGAGUCAAAGAAGUAAGUGAGGUAUAUUUUGACUCGUUCUCCAUAUAUCUGGAAUCGGUUGCGAUUUUGCCGCAACUCUUCUUAGUGUCGAAGACGGGCGAAGCCGAGACCAUAACAUCUCAUUAUCUGAUGGCUUUAGGCUCUUAUCGGGCGCUGUAUCUCAUGAACUGGAUUUGGCGCUACUAUUUCGAGGGCUUCUACGACCUGAUCGCUAUUGUGGCCGGAAUUGUCCAAACGGUCCUCUACUGUGACUUCUUCUACCUUUACGUCACACGAGUCAUUCGGGGCCGCGCUCUGAGACUACCGGCAUAAGUAUAGAUGCGUUUGAAUGGCAAACACAAAGCGCUACAGCAAUACAUAUACCGAAAGACCAUAACUUAUAAAAUCGCACUUUAAUUUCUAAAAUAUCUAUCGAUUGUUAUGACAAACAAAAAACAAUUAACUGUUCAAAAAGUGCCUCAAAAUGAUUGGCAUUUUACGACUUUUAGCUCAU
This is a messenger RNA of Medioppia subpectinata, 505 nucleotides long. The record is from the annotation of a GenBank genome assembly. NCBI's taxonomy places the organism in Eukaryota, Metazoa, Arthropoda, Arachnida, Sarcoptiformes, Oppiidae.